Molecule: messenger RNA, 2844 nt
Organism: Heteronotia binoei (common prickly gecko)
Lineage: Eukaryota; Metazoa; Chordata; Lepidosauria; Squamata; Gekkonidae
Product: zinc finger protein 501-like
Exons: 3
Coding region: 265-1533 (422 amino acids)
Biological process (GO): regulation of transcription by RNA polymerase II
Cellular component (GO): nucleus
Molecular function (GO): RNA polymerase II cis-regulatory region sequence-specific DNA binding; DNA-binding transcription factor activity, RNA polymerase II-specific
Source: RefSeq, a predicted model, not a curated record
GGAAGCUGACAACUCUAAGCCUGAACAAAAGUUUCAGAGAACUCAAAGCUUGCACACUACCAUUAUUUUGGUUGGCCUUGAUGAAAUGCGCUAUAUGACUUUUGCAGCACAAGAUUAUACAGCUCGUCUGCGACCAGCAGAGGGCUCCGUUUAUUUCCCAACAAGGAAGGAAGACCAUCGAGUCCCUCUCUACCCUAUUCGGCUACUGAGUCCUACGGCCGAGCUUUAGAAAUCCUACGCUCAAAAGUCUGGAAUGGACACUGAAUGGUAGCUGGAUCCGCUGCCUGCCCUUCUGAAAGCGAGGCAGGAAGCAGUGGCGCUGGGCUUCCUGCCGCAUACACGAUGCCCGACCGAGAUGUGGAUGAAAUGUUGACCCCAGGCAAAGAAGUUAAACAGCAAGACCUCAUGGAGGAAGGCAAGGCCAGGUAUUCCCCCCGCUUGAAGGGCCUUUUGGAACUAAGCAAAACUGGAGUGUCAGGAGAACAUAUACUCAAGAGAAAAAACACAUGCACUGAUUGUGGGAAGACAUUUUGUCGCCGUUCUGACCUUGUUCGGCACCAGAAGCUCCACUCGGGAGACAGACCUUUUGCCUGUACCAAGUGUGAGAAAAGUUUUGUUCAGAGCACCCACCUCAUUGCACAUCAAAAAAGCCAUACAAAAGAGAAGCCCUACAUCUGCCCUCACUGUGGGAGAAGCUUCAACCAAAUAUUAAAUUUCACUAGGCACCAGAGGACCCACUCAACGGAGCCACCGUUCAAAUGCAGUGACUGUGGGAAGACUUUCAGCCGCAGCUCCAAUCUUAUAAUGCACCAAAGGGCACACACAGGAGAACGGCCUUACAAAUGCUUGGACUGCGGAAAUAGUUUCAGCAGGAGUUCAACUCUUAUAACACACCAGCGGACCCACACAGGUGAGAAGCCCUAUAAAUGUCAGGAUUGCUGGAAAAGCUUUAGCAGGCGUUCUACUCUUAUUAUGCAUCAGAGAAUUCACACAGGGGAGAAGCCUUAUCAGUGCCCUGACUGUCCUGAAAGCUUCAGUGUGAAAUCAGGUCUUCUAAGUCAUCAGAGAAUCCACAUGACUGAAAAACCCUAUCAGUGCCUAGAGUGUGGCAAAAACUUCUGUCGGAGUGCAGAUCUCAUUAUUCACCAGAGAAUUCAUACAGGGGAAAAACCAUAUAAAUGCAGUGAGUGUGGGAAAAAAUUCAAUACAAAUUCACACUUGGUUACACAUCUGAGGAUCCACACAGGAGAAAAACCUUACAAGUGUCCUGAGUGUGGAAAAAGUUUUUCUUACAGCUCAGUACUUGUUGGACACCAGAGAGUCCACACGGGGGAGAAGCCUUAUGUCUGUGCUGAGUGUGGGAAAACCUUCCGUAACAAUUCACAUCUUAUUACACACCAGAGAGUCCACACGGGGGAGAAGCCUUAUGAGUGCCAUGAAUGCGGAAGAAGUUUCAGCGUGAGUUCAAACCUUAUUAAGCAUCGAAAACUCCAUGAACGAGAACGAGAUGCGUCACUUUCAAGUUCUGAAUGAAAACAGCAGCCACUGAUGUUCGUCCUUAACAAAUUUCUUGUGGCUCAUUAUCUGGAAAUAGGAUCCAUAUUCUAGGAAGGCUUAGUUGAAUAUCAGAUUUAUUCGCAAGAAAGAAUGGCUGAAACAGAUGUAAACUCAAAACAACAAACUAUGUAUGCAAAGUCUAAUAGAGAAGGAUCUAGUUUUGGGAAAUCCUGAUGAAUAAAUGGGCUUGGCAGAGUAGGGGAGUGAUCUGUAGUACUCUGUUUACCUGAAAGGAAGAAAGGGUCCUUCUUUCUACAUGUGUCAUCAGGAGAUGGGAGAAAGUUUUAAAUUCGUGUACAAGUCAAGACUUUUUGAAUUACUGUAUAUAAUUUUAUGACCUUUUUGAGGGGAUAGUCAUUUUCAGAAUUGCCUGUCAGAUAAGUAUAGUAAAUUCAAAUUAUCUACAAAGGAAAAAAACACACUAUCUCAGAACAAGUUAUGCAAAUUAAGUAUAUUUUGUUCUGUUUAAAACUAUUAUUGUGACAAGGAGCAAAAUAAGAGAGUAGAAAGGAGGGGAGCAGGGGAAGGCACGGGGUGCCAGAGUGCAACACAGAUUGGUGAUAAGGUCAUCGCACACUGAUAAAUCUCUAGUACUAAAGCUGGUUAACAGUUGAGCAAAACCAAAUGGGAGCAGAACAGCUUUAAGAGUCUCAAACAAUUCCUUUCCAGGCUGUGCUGCCUCUCCUACAGCAGGUUUCACUGGAUUGCUUGAAGUUCCUUCCCCAGGCUUCAGCCCCCAAAUCCCCCGAUAUUUCCCAACCUAGGAUUGGAAUCCCUGGAUUAUUUGCCAGUGAAGAGGAAGGCCUUUUGACAAAAAAGCACAUAAGGCCCUGCACAAGGAGGAAGGGUGUUUACUCCCUGAAACUGAGAGUGAGGCUGCUUUUGAAGGGAGCUGAUCCCUUACCCCAAGGUUGUGGUUGGGCUGCCAAUCUCCAGGUGAAGCCUGAAGUUCUCCCAGAAUCACAACUGAUCUCUAGACUACAGAGAUCAGUUAAUCUCGAGGCAAUUUUAGAGAGCACACUAUGGCAUCCAACUUCUACAUAUUCCAGGAAUUUCCCAGGCUGGAAUUGGCAACACUAGCUAUGGUGAGUCUCUUCUGGUCUCCAUCAGGUAUUGAAGCAGGGACUGGAAUCCAGCUGGAUAGUAACACUUGUGAACUUCUUUUCCAGUCAGUUGAUUUUUCUCUCUCUCCCCCAUGGUACACCCUGUGUUAAUGUGCCUUAUGUUGUAACUGUUCUUUUACUUCAUCCAUUGUCACACUAUUUAAUAAAUUUGUCUUUUUUGUUC